CUCCAAUUGUUACGUGUCUUUCAGCCUGCGAAGGUUAUGCGUCACUAGAAAAUUCGAUAAUAAAAAAAAACGACGCAAAAUUUUCGAGUGUUUUUACUACUCCUUGAAAUCCAUCUACGGAAGGAGAAUAUCGCGACAAAAAUCGAAAAUUAAUGAAAAAUGCCGGGAACUCCAAUGGAUGAGAGAAACGGUGGAUUAGCGAAAUUGCAAACGGAGAAUACGGGAAAUAUACGCAACGAGGAGGAAGAUGAUGAGCUACGGGAGAGGCCAGGGCCAGAACCGGAAGCGCGGGAACUUACGGUAACGGACAGACUGAACAAAAGAUUACUCGAGUCGUUGUUGCAACGAAUGAAUAAUUCAGUCGGCGAGUUUGACAAGUUUAUGGAAAAAAAAGAGGGCACAGAAGACCCUGAAGAAUCCGAAGGCGAUAGUAGUGAGUUUUAGAAUCUAAUAACAUCGAUAAAACGCGAUAGUCCGUUGAGUUUCAAUUAUUUAGAGGUUAUGCUAGUCGUACGAAAAAAAAAAAAAAAUCGAAACAAUGUUGCUGCAUCGAGUGUUUGAUUUGUGCAAGGAAAUGAAACUUUGAAGAUACUUACCAAGGUUCCAAAAACUCUGAUGGAAUAUUGAAAUCAUACGCUCCGCGGAAAUUUGAACCCUAUCAUCAUG
This is a messenger RNA of Venturia canescens, 666 nucleotides long. RefSeq lists its product as uncharacterized. The coding region runs from base 160 to 444 and encodes 94 amino acids. The record is from RefSeq and is a predicted model, not a curated record. Lineage: Eukaryota; Metazoa; Arthropoda; Insecta; Hymenoptera; Ichneumonidae. The transcript has a single exon.